Molecule: messenger RNA, 393 nt
Organism: Trichoplax adhaerens
Lineage: Eukaryota; Metazoa; Placozoa; Uniplacotomia; Trichoplacea; Trichoplacidae
Exons: 3
Biological process (GO): sodium ion transmembrane transport
Cellular component (GO): membrane
Source: RefSeq, a predicted model, not a curated record
UUGUGGAGAUUUCCCUAUCUUUGCUAUGAUAAUGGUGGAGGCGCUUUCUUGAUCCCCUACCUGAUUUUCCUAUUUAUUUGUGGUAUACCUAUGAUCGCUAUGGAAAUGUCUAUUGGUCAAUGCUUUCGUAGUGGUCCUACGACGGCAUAUAAAAAGAUUUGUCCUCUAUUUGGAGGUAGGAUUGGAUAUGCCCAGUUAUUGUCAACGUUUCUCUCUGGGAUAAACUAUGUCGUUAUUUUCGCUUGGGUAUUAUUCUUUGCAAUCGCCAGCUUUAUCAAUCCAUUGCCGUGGACUACUUGUGGAAAUAGCUGGAAUACUAACAGUUGUUUCGUUAGAAAUGGUUCAGAGACGAAUAUGUCGGGAACUUCCCCCUCUCAAGAAUUUUUUAAGUAA